AUGAAUUCUGGUAAGUGCUCUGUUGACUGGAUUGAUUCAUUAGACAGGCAAGCACUGCUCAGACAGUUAAGCAGAAAUAAUCUCCCUACCAAUGGAUCUGUUGAACUCCUAAAGUCACGCUUAAAGAGUUUCAUGGAAAAAAGAAAAUUAGCAUCAUUUGACAAUUCCUACAACAAUGUGAAGACUUUGUUUCCGUACUAUGUCGUUUUGGAUUUUGAAGCAACAUGUAAUGAAGUAAACCCACCUGAGUUUGAACACGAAAUCAUAGAGUUUCCAGCUGUAUUAGUAGACACUGAGAAACUGUCCAUCGUCGACCAUUUUCAAGCUUUUGUCAAGCCUGUUUUAAAUCCAAUACUAACUCCAUUCUGCAAAAAACUCACAGGAAUUCAACAGGAACAAGUGGACACUGCAGCGGAGUUUCCGGAAGUGUUGGCACAGUUUGAACAGUGGCUCAGCAAAAAUAAACUUGGCACAAAAAACAAAUUUGCAAUGGUGACAGACGGGCCGUGUGACAUGGGCCGCUUCUUGUUUGGACAAUGUGAUAUAUCUAAUAUUGACUAUCCAAACUUUGGGAAGACGUGGGUCAAUCUAAAAAAAUGUUUUUCACAAUUCUACAAAUGCGACAGACUAAGACUACAGCUGAUGCUGGAGAAGCUAGGUAUGGAGUUUGAAGGGCAUCCCCACUGUGGUCUGGACGAUGCCACCAACAUCGCACACAUCCUCAUACGUAUGAUACAGGACGGAGCGUCCGUUGACAUCAAUGAGAGGAUACAGCUGAGGCACAAACUCACUCCGAAGAGUAAUGUAGAGAAUCAAGCCAGUUCUUCCAAUAAGCCUGCCUGGCCAGUGAGACCUGUACAUAACAACGCCUACUCCAGGACAUACUCACAAGCUUUUAAAGACAAACAGGCUGCUGCAGAGAAAGAGAAACAACCGACAAAUCACCAUCAAUAG
Molecule: messenger RNA, 954 nt
Organism: Macrosteles quadrilineatus (aster leafhopper)
Lineage: Eukaryota; Metazoa; Arthropoda; Insecta; Hemiptera; Cicadellidae
Product: 3'-5' exoribonuclease 1-like
Exons: 7
Coding region: 1-954 (317 amino acids)
Biological process (GO): exonucleolytic trimming to generate mature 3'-end of 5.8S rRNA from tricistronic rRNA transcript (SSU-rRNA, 5.8S rRNA, LSU-rRNA)
Cellular component (GO): cytoplasm
Molecular function (GO): 3'-5'-RNA exonuclease activity; nucleic acid binding
Source: RefSeq, a predicted model, not a curated record